Messenger RNA from Raphanus sativus (radish), 1009 nucleotides. RefSeq names its product GATA transcription factor 11. The record is from RefSeq and is a predicted model, not a curated record. Gene Ontology annotation, molecular function: sequence-specific DNA binding; zinc ion binding. The coding region runs from base 149 to 1006 and encodes 285 amino acids. The transcript has 3 exons. Lineage: Eukaryota; Viridiplantae; Streptophyta; Magnoliopsida; Brassicales; Brassicaceae. Gene Ontology annotation, biological process: regulation of DNA-templated transcription.
UGUCGAGAGGAUAAAAUACUUGACAUAUUUUUCGUUUUUAUUCGAAUCUUUAUAAAAAGAACAACACGAGACAUUGCAAAACAUACAUUGUACGACUCUUUUAUUCACAUAGUCCGUAUAUAUAUACUAUAUAUCGACUAGGUUAGGCAUGAACUGGUCAUUACCUGAUGAAGGUCUUUCGGAGGGUUUCUUUGAUGACUUUCUCAACUCAUUACCAGACAUCGAUAUCGAUUGUGAUGAAGAUACCACCGAUGGUGCGGUAGAAGAUUGGAAAGCCAAAUUUCAACACCUCGAACCUCCUCCCAUGGAUGGCUUUACGAGUCUUCCCGCUGAGUUCACCUCCUCUUGGGCCAUUAACACCAAGCUCAGCCCUGUGGGGACAACAGUAUCUGUUUUGAAACAGUCCGGUGCUUGUGGCCCCUUGUCUGGCAUAAACAGCACUCUCCAGCAGGCUUCAUCACCUCAUGAUAUCAAAAUCUCAAAGAUGUUUCAGUCCUUAAGCCCAGUGUCAGUUCUCGAGAGCAGCGGCCGUUCUUUCUCGCCACAUAACUCAAGAUCUCAGAGAUUGACUUCCCCUGUGAAAGGCAUGAGAAGCAAGCGCAAACGCCCCACAACACUGAGAUUCAAAUACCUUCACCAGCUUGAACCCAGCAAGCCUGAGAAUUUCGCUCCUGGCGGAUCAGGACUCAAGAAUUACUAUGAUUUUGAGCAACAUGCCAAGAAGAAACGCAGGGUUUCAGCCAAAGUGGCAAGAAUAUGCAGUCACUGCGAGACGACAGAGACUCCUCAGUGGAGGGAAGGACCCAAUGGACCAAAGACUCUCUGCAACGCUUGCGGUGUAAGGUUCAGAUCAGGCCGUCUAGUUCCAGAGUACAGACCAGCCUCAAGCCCGACCUUCGUCCCAUCUGUGCAUUCAAACUCGCACAAGAAGAUCAUAGAGAUGAGGAGGAAGGAUGGUGCUCAGUUCCACACCAGCAUGAUUCAUGGAGUGAUAUCAAGAGCAUAGAGC